Molecule: messenger RNA, 1762 nt
Organism: Astyanax mexicanus (Mexican tetra)
Lineage: Eukaryota; Metazoa; Chordata; Actinopteri; Characiformes; Acestrorhamphidae
Exons: 14
Coding region: 597-1430 (277 amino acids)
Source: RefSeq, a predicted model, not a curated record
UAAAUAGAAAUAGUGAAAGUGCAAUUUUUUUUUUUUCAUGAAAUAGAGUCUGAACUUGGAAUAGAAUUAUGUAAAUGAUCAAUGAAACUUUGUUGUAUGACUUUAUAACAUUAAUUAUGUGUAUUCUUUAAAAGGAGAAGCUUCUUAGGUUACACAAGGGAGUGAAAAACACAAAACAGACACUGUUAGAAUUUGAGCUUUGUCACGCAAAAUUACCGGAUCUUCAGACUCUUCUACCUCUUGAAUAUUUGGAACACCAAAAAAAGGAAGAUCUGCCAGCUUUACCAUGGCUAACUGAUGAUAUUGUGAACUGCAGGAUUUCUCAGUUAGUAGAUGGACAGAAGUUCAAGGUCCUCCCUACAUUUGAGUUUGUUUGCUGGUGGCGUGACAUUAAAACCACAGGAUCAAUUACCUCUCGCAACAAGAAGAUUCUUCAGGACCUGCACCCAGACACAGUCAUUUUGUUUCCCAGGAUUGUUGGUGGUAAAACACCUGAAAGUGGAAACCAUUUCAUUCUUUGGGUGAUUGAUGGAGUCCUGAAACAAAUCAGAGUUUAUGACUCUCUCCAACUGUAUCCUUCACCCAAUGACUGGGAGAUGGACAUACUAAGACAGGCCUUUCAGGAGACAUGGGACCUAGCAGCAUGGGAUGUUCAAUACCCACAGCAGUGGCAUCAAAAGGACUCACAAAAUUGUGGUGUUUUUGUGUGCACAAUGGCUGAAAUGGAAGUCCGUGGGAUAAAACUUGGCCAAGACACUUUAAGUGGACCUCAACUACAAUUUCUCCGGCGUUAUCAUGCAACUUCCAUAAUUUGUGAUGUUAUGGUGGAGGAAGUUCUGAAAAGUCGUCAAGAGUGUAUGGCAGCUGAUAUAAAUGUCUGUGUCUUCCAAAAGCUGGGGACAAGAGGGUCAUUGUAUCCUGAGGUUAAAAACCUUCAUUGGGUACAAUGUGAAUCCUGCAAAGGAUGGCUGCACACAGACUGUGCUGGUGUUAGUGACAAGGCCACCAGAGGCCAUUUCACAUGUGGUUGCCGAAGAAAAUUGCCAUUGAAUGUUGACAGAACUUUGCACAUUCUGCAUCAAGAGGGAAUUGACGGUCUCAUUGAUAACAACGAAAUAAAGAAAAUCUACGAAGCCCUCCAUGCUGAUGAACAGAAGUCAAGUCGAAUGUAUCUCUGGAAGCAUCCUGCUACAUCGCUGAGAUUGAAGCAGCGGUUAAAGCCGAAGUUCUGCCAUUUCAGUGAUGAGAAUACAAUCAAAAUGACGGCAAAAAUCAAAGCUGCUCUGAACUUGGGAAGUGAGAUUCAGGACCUGAAUUUAAUGUUUGAUGUUAUGAUGCCAGAGAUCAUUAUAAACAUCCUUCAAAAAAAUGACCAGGUCUCAAGGUAUAUGGCUGAGAUGUUUCUUGCCUCAGGACCAAUACUGGACUGAUUAUUGAGCAUGCUAAAAAGAAGACCACAGUAGCUGUUGUAUCAGUGCCGUUAGCAGUACAGUAGUUGCUCAGGUGACCAGCCAACGUUGUUAUAGACAAAAAAAGUUUGAUUUGUGUUUACCUUUAUAUACAUUUUCCAGAAAAUAUUUGCUACAGUCUAAUUUAUUUGUAAUUGCCUUCCUGUUUAUUCUUAUGCUUGAUUAAAGAAUGUUGCAUUAAAUAAUUUCCCAAUCCCAAUUGUGGACCAAACUAUAUGAACCUAGCACACUUUACUCAAUUCAUUAACUAAUUAACAAACUUCUGAAGCACUGGGUCAGGUGAAAAAGAGUAA